Messenger RNA from Musca domestica (house fly), 5690 nucleotides. RefSeq names its product unconventional myosin-Ia (gene dachs). Gene Ontology annotation, molecular function: actin filament binding; ATP binding; cytoskeletal motor activity. The coding region runs from base 434 to 4894 and encodes 1486 amino acids. NCBI's taxonomy places the organism in Eukaryota, Metazoa, Arthropoda, Insecta, Diptera, Muscidae. Gene Ontology annotation, cellular component: vesicle; myosin complex; actin cytoskeleton. The transcript has 10 exons. The record is from RefSeq and is a predicted model, not a curated record. Gene Ontology annotation, biological process: vesicle transport along actin filament; actin filament organization.
UAAGAGUGAAUUGACUUAAAACGGAAACUAAGAAGUUGGAACACCAACAAAAUAGAAAAAAAGAAAAAAAUUAACAAAAAUAAAUAAUCAAAAUAUAGUAAUUAAAUGGUUCAUCUAAUGAUAAUUUUUACAAAUAAAAAUGGUUAAUUAAAUGGAAUUUACAUGGAAAGAGUUCUGUGAAAGAAAUAAUUGAAUCAUUAGUUAUAAAAAAGUCGAAUUAGCCAAACCACAUUUGACAUCAAAGAUUUUUUAGCCAAGAAACCAAGAAAACCUCUUUCUUUAAAAUCUCGUUUUGUGUGGAUACCUUAAAGCUAUUCAAAAAAAAAAAAGUGAAAUAUUUUGUGAAUCACCGAGAAUAUAAUUAUUGUUACAAAUGUCUGCAACAACAAUUUUAUUUAAUGUUAUUUCAUUGAAAUACAAAUGUUGAUCAACGAUGGCCACAUUAGGCCUUUCAAAAGUCUUCAUACUGGAUAAAUACUUUACGGAAUUACAAAAAUUUUGGGAGACGGAGAAGAAGUUGCAGGACGCCUCAUCUUCCAAUGAGGCGGUGCAUCUACAGCAACGCCUUAAAAGUCUCAGUACGGAAUUAGUCACACUGCGUAAUCGUUUGCAUGUGGGCCAAGGCCCGGGUACAAUUGCCAAUGGCAGUAAUGUACAAAACGGCAACAAUAAUAACAAUCUCACACUGCAACAACAACCGCAACAGUUGGGUCCCUUAACGACGGCCUUGGAAUUGAGCGCUUCAAGUCCAAAUCUGAAUAGUACCAACAUCAGCAACAACAACAAUAGCCCUAAUAAUAACAACAGCACUAGUUUUAACAAUUUCACCAAUUCCAAUGGCAACAACGUAGUACAACAACAGCAACAACCGCCACAAUUGCAUCAAUCACAACAUGGUUCAAUAUUUGCAACAAUAAAUAAUAGCAUCACUAAUAGUAAUAAUCAUAACAACAACAACACCACCACCAAUAAUUGUAGUAAUAAUAAUGCUAAUCUAACAACAACACCACCAACUAAUACCGCCCAUCACCAUCAGCAACAACCAUCAUCACAACCACCACCACAACUACAGCAUCUUAACAGCAAUCAUCACUCCGCAAGUCCAUCAUCAACGGCAACGCCAUCAACAACCAUUAUUAACUGCAACAACAACAACAGCAACACGAACACCACUAAAAACUUGCAUACAUUCAGUCAUACAUUGCCACAUAAUUCAACAUCUGGUGGAUCGGGUAUUGUUUCAUCACGAAAUACAUCCAUUCCACAUCCAUUGCCACAUCAGAUCAAUGAAAAAGGUCCUUCAUCAGCCCAAAAUUUUAUGGAUUCCAUUGUAAUGCCAGUUUUAUCCACGCCACUCAAUACAACAUCUCUAAAUUACAAUUCAAACACGCUACCAAUGCGAUCAUCUAGCUCUCAUGCUUCUCACUUGCAGCAUCAGAGUCAACAUAAUUUACAACAAUCACACCUGCAUCAUCACCAACCAUCGUCGCAUCACACCAACGGCAACAAUCAACAACACUUUCAGCAACAGGCAAUACCGCAUCAGCUGCAUUCAUCACAUCACCAACAGUUGCAGAAUCAUCAACAGCAACAAUUGCCAUUUAUACCGAUACAAAAACACUUGAGUCCAUGCAAUGGUAUCAAUACACUUCCAAUAUCAUUCACGAAUAAUCAUGCCCGACCCACCAUCAAUACUAUUCAAAAUAUCAAUCAUCGCGCCAACCAAUAUGCCAAUCAAUUGCAUCCCACCUCCAUACAUUCCAGCGGUGGUAUGUUUGGCGGAAUAAUUCAGGGGCCGAUUGAUAACUUUCCGACAUCAGGAGGUCAGACGAAGCAGCCGCAUGAAUUGGAUGAUUUAAUUCACCUUUCGGGACCACUAACAGAGGAUGCGGUAAUGCGAACUUUGCAAUCUCGCUUUCAUGACAAUUGUUACUUUACAAAUGUUGGACCUAUUCUGUUAUCCAUCAAUCCAUAUCUUCAUGUCGGUAACCCAUUGACACUAACAUCCACACGAUCAUUCCCGUUGGCACCACAGCUGCGUAAAAUUGUCCAAGAGGCGGUACGUCAACAGGCCGAAACAGGUUAUCCUCAAGCCAUCAUUUUGUCUGGUACCUCGGGAGCUGGUAAAACACAUUGUUCAAUGCUGCUUCUCCGUCAACUUUUUGCCGUAGCUGGCGGUGGCCCAGAAACGGAUGCCUUUAAACAUUUGGCAGCCGCAUUUACAGUAUUACGUUCCUUAGGUUCGGCUAAAACCACAACCAAUUCUGAAUCUAGCCGUAUCGGUCAGUUUAUCGAAGUACAAGUAACCGAUGGUGCUUUAUAUCGAACAAAAAUUCAUUGUUACUUUUUGGAUCAGACGCGUGUCAUAAGGCCAUUACCAAAAGAGAAAAACUAUCACAUCUUCUAUCAAAUGCUGGCCGGGCUAAGUCGCGAGGAAAGAGUCAAACUCAAUCUGGAAGGAUAUUCACCGAUGAAUCUGCGUUAUUUGCAAAACGGAGAUAUUGUACAAAACGAACAGGAGGAUGCGGUACGUUUUCAGGCAUGGAAGACGUGCUUGGGUAUUCUGGGUAUACCAUUUUUGGAUGUGGUUCGUGUUCUAGCCGCAGUAUUACUAUUGGGAAAUGUACAAUUCAUUGAUGGUCAGAGUUUGGAGGUUGAUGUCAAGGGUGAAACUGAAUUAAAUGCUGUUGCCAGUUUACUGGGUGUUCCACCAGCCGCCCUUUUUCGUGGUUUAACAGUGAGGACACACAACGCUCGCGGACAACUGAUAAAAUCAGUUUGUGACGCCAACAUGUCUAACAUGACUCGUGAUUCCUUGGCGAAAGCCCUGUAUUGCCGUACUGUUGCCACAAUUGUUAGAAGGGCAAAUAGCCUGAAACGUUUGGGUUCAACAUUGGGCACACUAAGUUCGGACUCCAAUGAAUCGGUUCACAAUCAAGGCGAUCUUGCAUCGCAACACGCCUCCACUAUUGGUGGAAAUUCUGGUUCAAAGUCAAUGGCAGCCCUCAACAACGCUGUGCGCCAUGCUACCGAUGGUUUCAUAGGGAUACUGGACAUGUUUGGGUUUGAAGAACCCUCACCUCAUGCCCAAUUGGAACAUUUAUGCAUUAAUUUGUGUGCCGAAACUAUGCAACAUUUCUAUAAUACUCACAUCUUUAAGAGCUCUGUCGAAUCGUGUCGGGAUGAAGGAAUCGUUUGCGAUACCGAAGUAGACUAUGUGGAUAAUGUCCCGUGUAUCGAUUUAAUAUCUUCCUUGCGUACGGGCCUGCUGAGCAUGUUGGAUGCAGAAUGUGCGGCCCGUGGCACUGCUGAGAGUUAUGUGUGUAAAAUUAAGGUGCAACACCGCAAUUCACCAAGGCUGGAAAUCAAACACACUACCGAGCCCCAUGAUCCCCGAAUGUUCAUGAUACGUCACUUUGCCGGGCGUGUGGAGUACGAUGCUACAGAUUUUCUGGAUACCAAUAGAGAUGUUGUGCCCGAUGAUUUGGUGGCGGUAUUUUAUAAGCAUACAUGUAACUUUGGUUUUGCCACACAUCUUUUUGGUUCCGAAUUGAAAGCUUUGUAUGCCCUGCAAAGUGUGCCUCGAGGUCUAAGCUUUCGCAUAGCACCAACAUCACACACAGACCUAUUGAAUGGCGAUGAACCUGUAUCAACAUUAACUCAAGACUUCCAUACACGGUUGGACAAUCUUUUACGUACUUUGGUGCAUGCCCGACCACACUUUGUCCGUUGCAUACGCAGUAAUUCUAUGGAAGCGUCUGGUUGUUUUGAACGCAUGACGGUUGUUAAACAAAUACGCUCCUUGCAGGUCCUGGAAACGGUAAAUCUUAUGGCUUCGGGUUUUCCUCAUCGUAUGCGAUUCAAACAGUUUAAUGCACGUUAUCGUAUGUUGGCUCCAUUCCAUUUGAUACGUCGAAAUGAAGACAAAAUGGAAGAAUGUUGUAACAUAAUCUUACAACACGCCAUGGAAAAUCCACCCGUCGUUGAGGGAUCUGUUACAUUGGGCUGGGCACCGGGAAAACGUCACGUUUUCUUAAGUGAAGGAAUUCGUCAGCAUUUGGAACAUUUACGUACGGAAAUACGUAACAAGAGUGCAACACUGAUACAGGCAACAUGGCGUGGUUGGCAGUGGCGCAAGAAAAUGGGUGGUGUUAAUCAUAAUCGUGCACACAACACUGGAAAUGGUGUCCUUAUGACAUCUUCUUCGACCAAACUGAAUAAAUUGCAUGGUCACAAUGGACUAAAUGGAGGAGCCACAAUUCCAACACGAGGAACAACAUCAACAACCAUUCCAGCUAAUGCUUCGAUUGGCGUCAGUGCAUUAUCGGCAUCGUUGCCGCGUUUAUCGGCAAAAACCACAAAUCCAGGAGGAGGUGGAGGAGGUAAUGUCACGAGACCACGACCACAGCCAAUAGCUGGUACUCCACCGCCGGACCCAAAUGAGAAAUGUGACACAAAGAUAAUACAACAAACAUGUAGCCUCUUUGGAUUAGAUUUGGAACGUCCACCGCCUGUGCCACCUUCUCGUAAUUACACCAUAACUGGGAACACCAAAUUAAGUUUUCCGCAAUCGCGUGUUAUGAAAAUGAACUUUCCCGAGGACACUAUUACAAAUCCGCCUACCGAACAAUUGAAAAAGGGCGAAAGUGUAAAUGUUGUUGGUGCUUCGUCAUGUCGUGGCCACUUGAUUGUCGAGCACAAAGGACAAAAUUUUCAUGUACCCUUCCAAUACAUGGAACUGCUUAGAGGUUUGGCCAAUUGUACAACGAUUACGACCAACGGAAGCAACACCAUUCAAAAUGCCACAAACAACAAUACCGGUGGAGCAAACAACAACACUGGCGGUAAUAAUGCUCCCAAUGCAGCCGCAACAAGUGCAGCUGUCAAAAUAUAACCGAGUGAUAAUUAACAAUGGAGCACUGUUUUGUUGGUCGUCAUCCCAUUAUGGUCCUGUGAAUAAACCAAUGAGAGCUAUGCCAAGUAUGAAAUAACUGAGAUGUGUGCUAACAACAGAUCCAUGCGUUGUAAACUAUGAAAUUGAAAGUCGAAAUAUGCAACUCCAAUGUUGAAUUUUUGUAAAAUGGCUCGCAGGCCACCAAAAGCUUCACAUGAACAUAGAUGAUUAAUGUUGAUGACCACAUGAAUAAAUUAAGACUGUAAAUAUUAAACGCUACGAAUUCCUGCAUCAUCCUUUUUAUAUCUAAUUUGUAUUUGCCAGUAAACGAGCAACAAAAAUAUGUUACAUAAUAAGACUUUGAAAAUAGCCCAAGUAUUCUCAUGAAAUUUGGUGAGGUAUUUAACUGAAAACUAUAAUUAUAGUCAAACACGGUUGUAUGUAUGCACACAGCCAGCUGGACGAGAUGAAUGUAAUUAUUCAUUAUUGCCGUUCCAUGUACGGAAAAUACAUUUACCGUGUAUCGACUGCAUGGAUACUAUUGUAUGGUAGAUUAUUAUGAUGACUACAUCAUAUUUUAAAAUUUCCACAUAUCCGGUUAGUGGUGGAUUAACAAUUAGUAUUAUCGUUUUAGGUAAAGUGUCAAAAAUAGAUUUUAGUUUCCCCCAUUAAGUGCCAAUCUACACGUAUAUAGUUUCUAAGUAAUCCUGAGGUUCUUUAACGUGCUUUUAAAAAUAUUUCGGCGUUAAACGAUCCUAUAUUUCACAUUAUAUCAAUAAAAGUAUUUUUUCAGUAA